This is a messenger RNA of Paramecium sonneborni, 1043 nucleotides long. Lineage: Eukaryota; Ciliophora; Oligohymenophorea; Peniculida; Parameciidae. The record is from the annotation of a GenBank genome assembly.
AUGAUUGAACUUUUUUUAAGACCUUUCACAACGUUAUUACGCUUCCUUUUUUAUUGGGCAAUUUAUUUAAUAGAGAUCACUAUUUGCUUUAUCUUCGAGUUUAUUUUAUAAUUAUUAGAGUACCUUAUUCCUAUAAUUUUUGAACUAAUUUAUUUAAGUGUUAAUACAAUAUUAACAAUAAAACUGUAUUUAAUUUCAUGUUUGUGGAACCUUCUCUAUUAUUUAAUAUCAUCUCUAUUUACUUUCAUUUACUAUUUGAUUACAGUCAUUGUACCAACAAUAUUAUGGUACACAGUUAUAUUUGCCAUAAUAAUAUUAAUCAUUUAUUGUUAAUUUAAUUCAUAUUUAAACAAUGAGGACAAUAUUUAAAAUUAAUACUAUUAAGCAAAGCGUAGAUAAUCAUAGAACUCAUAUAAGGAUUAUUACUAUUUAUAAAAUAAUUAUGUAUAUAAUUCUAGAAGAGAUUUUUAUUCACCAGAGAAGACUAAAAAUUAUUCUUAAAAUAAGAGAUAAUAAUCGUAAAUAACAAUUAGACAAAAUGAAGAGGAGGAAAGAAGAAAAUAAUUAAUGAUAGAAUUAAAUGAAAAUAGAGAAAUGAUAAGUGUCUUAUAAUAAUAUAGAGGAGAAAUCUAUAAAUUAAAAAAGAGUAAAGAAAUAAGCAAAAUAGUAUUUAAAGAUGCUUUAGAAACAUGUAUUUAAAGAAUAGAGUAUCUGUAAGAUUAAGGUAAAGUACUCUUUCUUAAUUUAAUAAAUAUUUAAGAUGGCAUUUGUAGAGUAGAUUUUCAUAGAUUUUAUAAAGCUGAAAUAAAUCCUAUAUUGGAUGGUUUAUUUGAGCAAAUUCGAUUAUAUAAAUAUAGAUAAGGUUACUAAUAAGUGAAACUUAAAAUAAUUGUAGGAAAAGGUAUAUUAUUUGUUAUAAAUUUGUAGGGAAUAAUUCUAAAAAUGGUAUACCUGUUAUUGGACCAUGGACUUAGAAAUAUCUAAGAGAGUAUUUGUAGGAGGAAGUUGAAAUAACAAAUGGAUAUAUAGAGGUAUUUGUUUGA